GCGGGGCGAGAGCGAAAGUGAAAGUGAAAGUGAAAGCGGCGCCGAGGGGCGAUGGCGGCCGGGCCGGGGCUGGGGCUGCUGCUGGCGGGGCUCUGCCUGCUGCAGGGGGGGGCAGCGGAUUUGGGGACCCCCACGGGGGGCCCCCCUGCCCCUCUCCCCCCUCUGCUCUGUCCCCUCCUGGGUCCGGGGGGGGUUCUGAGCCAGAAGCCGGCUGUGCUGUGGCUGAGGGGGGGCUCCGACCCUCCCCCCCCACCCCCCAACACCUCCCAGGACCCCAACAGCACCUUCGAUGUCACUGACCCCUGGGGUACCCUGACCAGGGCAUGGAGACCCUCCUGGACCCCCCCCAAAUGCGAGCUGAGCCCCACGGUGCUGACACUCACCCCCCCACCCUGGGCGCCUUCUCUGGGGCUCCACACCCGCAGCCCCCUGGGUUUGGGGGGGUCCUGGUGGGUGGCAUCGUUGGGGACCCCCGGCUACGGCGUCACGGCGCUGCUGCAGGGGCAGAGCCCCCCCACCACCGCCACUGCUGUCACUGCCACACUAUCAGUGUUCACACUGACCCCGGAGCUGAGGGGCUCCCCAGGGACCCCCCUGGAUCUCCACUGCGCCUUCACCUCCCCGCCGGGCCCCUUUGCCCUGGAGUGGCGGCAGCAGCACCGCGGCGCCGGCCGCCGCCUCCUCACCUACGACUCGGCCACCUCCAGCGCCCCCGAGGCCACCCCCGGGGUGCAGCUGCUGCUGGGGACAGCCGGGGGGCCGGGGGGACACGUCAGGAACGUCACCCUGCGCCUCGACCCCCUCCACGUGUCCCACCAGGGCACCUACAUCUGCGCCGUCUUCCUGCCGCGGGGACAGGCGCAGCAGGUCCUGCACGUCCGUGUGCUGGAGCCCCCCACGGUGACCCUGCGCCCGUCCCCGCUGGUGGUGGCCCCGGGCUCGGCGGCCGAGCUGCUCUGCGACACCUCGGGCUACUUCCCCCUGGACGUGGCGGUGAGGUGGCAGCGCCGGGCCGGGGCCUCUGGGCCGCUCUUACCCCUGGAGGAGACGGUGGCCAAGACCUGGGCCACGGGCCACCGUCAAGGGCCCGGUGGCACCUUCAGCCGGAGAAACGGGAUCCGUCUGGUCCCGGCCAGGCUCCAGCACCACGGCGACGUCUACAGCUGCCUGGUGACCCACGCGGCGCUGCGGGCCCCACGGAGCGUCCACGUGAGGCUGGAGGUGGCUGGAGCCGCGGGGCCAGGCAUGGAGGACGUGGUGGGGCUGUUUCUGGUGGCCUUUGUGCUCUGUGGACUCUGGCGCUGGCUCAACCCCCCCUCUCUGCACCCCGCCCCGGAUCCCAAGAAAACAAACUGAUCCCGAGGCUGGAGAACGACCAUGCUGCACCAAAUAAAGGCUUUCUCACCCCAAACAA
Colius striatus (speckled mousebird) is the source of this 1414-nucleotide messenger RNA. RefSeq names its product TAP binding protein (gene TAPBP). The record is from RefSeq and is a predicted model, not a curated record. NCBI's taxonomy places the organism in Eukaryota, Metazoa, Chordata, Aves, Coliiformes, Coliidae. Gene Ontology annotation, biological process: antigen processing and presentation of endogenous peptide antigen via MHC class I. Gene Ontology annotation, cellular component: membrane.